GUCCUCUUCAGCGACCUACGGGCUCGUGCAAAUCCAAGCGAAAGGAGGGUGUACUGGCUUGAGGGGCCGACCAAGCGACCAUGAACUACAUACAGCUGGAAAAACUAGGCGAGGGGACGUAUGCGACAGUAUACAAGGGCCGUUCGCGGCACUCGUCCGAGAUCGUCGCGCUGAAAGAGAUCCACCUCGAUGCGGAGGAAGGGACGCCAUCGACGGCGAUCCGCGAGAUCUCGCUGAUGAAGGAGCUGCGCCACAGCCAUAUUGUGCGCCUACACGACGUCAUCCACACUGAGUCGAAGCUGAUGCUCGUGUUCGAGUACAUGGAUCAAGAUCUGAAGAAGUACAUGGACAUACACGGCGACCGUGGCGCGCUCGAUCCCGUUACUGUGCGCAGCUUUAUGUUCCAGCUGCUCAAGGGGACCGCUUUCUGCCAUGAGAAUAGGGUGCUGCACCGCGAUCUCAAGCCGCAGAAUUUGUUGAUCAACAAGAGGGGAGAGCUCAAGCUGGCGGAUUUCGGUCUGGCACGUGCGUUUGGCAUACCGGUAAACACAUUCUCGAAUGAGGUCGUUACGCUAUGGUACAGAGCGCCGGACGUCCUGCUCGGCUCGCGAACCUACUCGACCUCGAUCGACAUCUGGUCCGCCGGUUGCAUUAUGGCGGAAAUGAUCAGUGGCGUACCGCUAUUCCGAGGGAGGGACAACAAUGACCAGCUCAACCAGAUCCUCCGCAUUCUCGGUACGCCGGAUGAGGCAACGAUGAAGAGGCUCGUCAACGACUCGCCUGAGGUCCAGGUCCGACCUUUUCCUCGCACACCCAAGGUCCCAUUCCAGCAACUGUAUCCAAAAGCGCAUCCACUGGCUAUCGACCUGCUGGAGAAGCUACUCAAGUUUGACCCGACGCAGCGCAUAUCCGCCGAGGACGCGCUGCGCCACCCGUAUUUUUCCACAUCCGAAGCGAUCGCAGGCCUCCAGCAAUCGUCGAGCAUUCCCAGGCAGCUAUCACAGAGCGCGCAGGAUGGGCAGUGGAAUGAUAACGCCGCACGAGCGCAGGCCCACGCUAGACAACAUGCAGCGAGCAUGGCGCAGCAGCAGAUUAUGCACAACGCCGCAACGACGGCGCACAACCAAGCAGCGUACAUGCAAGGGUGACGGUGACGGGGAUGGUGAUGACAAUGGCUGGUGGCCGUUGAUGUAGUGACUGUCGUCCCCCUGCGCAACUUGUAUUGUACGCCGGCUCCUUCGAUGUAUGCAAAAUGUAAGACAAAUUCUGG
This is a messenger RNA of Tilletiaria anomala UBC 951, 1270 nucleotides long. Its product is annotated as cyclin-dependent kinase 5. The coding region runs from base 81 to 1148 and encodes 355 amino acids. Gene Ontology annotation, molecular function: ATP binding; cyclin-dependent protein serine/threonine kinase activity. Gene Ontology annotation, cellular component: cytoplasm; nucleus. NCBI's taxonomy places the organism in Eukaryota, Fungi, Basidiomycota, Exobasidiomycetes, Georgefischeriales, Tilletiariaceae. The transcript has 8 exons. The record is from RefSeq and is a predicted model, not a curated record. Gene Ontology annotation, biological process: protein phosphorylation.